GAUAAGGAGAUGGAGAAACAGCGACUCCUGUACCAGCAGUCCCGUCUGCACAACCGCGGGGCUGCAGAGAUGGUGCUGCAGAUGAUCAGCGCCUGUAAAGGUGAACCAGGAGUCAUGGUUUCCUCCACACUCAAGCUGGGAAUCUCCAUCCUCAACGGAGGCAACAGCGAUGUUCAGCAGAAAAUGCUGGACUACCUGAAGGACAAGAAGGACGUGGGGUUCUUCCUCAGCGUUCAGGCUCUGAUGCAGACCUGCAGCGUUCUGGACCUGAAUGCGUUUGAAAGGCAGAACAAGGCAGAGGGACUUGGGAUGGUUUCAGAGGAGGGAACCA
Nematolebias whitei (Rio pearlfish) is the source of this 331-nucleotide messenger RNA. RefSeq names its product ryanodine receptor 1-like. NCBI's taxonomy places the organism in Eukaryota, Metazoa, Chordata, Actinopteri, Cyprinodontiformes, Rivulidae. The annotation marks the transcript as partial. Gene Ontology annotation, biological process: calcium ion transport. Gene Ontology annotation, molecular function: ryanodine-sensitive calcium-release channel activity. Gene Ontology annotation, cellular component: sarcoplasmic reticulum membrane; sarcolemma; smooth endoplasmic reticulum. The record is from RefSeq and is a predicted model, not a curated record. The transcript is spliced from 4 exons.